AUGGUCAAGCUUACCGAAGUCGAAGACGAGCAUUUCACCCAGGAGAAGCCUCAGCCCACGAAGAACAAUGUUCUUCUGGCCUCGGACGACGAGGAGGAGGAUGACUACACUGACACCGAGUCCGAGAUCUCCACCGAAUCCGACCUCGAGCUUGAGGGAGAGACCUUCUUCGACCGUCUGUCCGCCUUGAAAGAUAUUAUCCCUCCCUCCACCCGUCGCACUGUCACUAGCACUGUCUCCUCCGUCUCCUCCUUCACAAAGUCCAGUAUUGCGUUCAGCGGAAAGGCGCUCUGGAUCAUCAGCACCAGUGCUUUCCUUCUCGGUGUCCCAUGGGCUCUUGCCUACGCCGAAGAGGAGCAGUACAUCCAGAUGGAGCGGGAGCAGGGCAUGAUCAAGGGAGCCAACGAGAUGCUCACCCCCGGCACCGGUCCCUCGGACGAGAAGCAGGCUCAGCCUUCCCUGUAA
Aspergillus terreus NIH2624 is the source of this 465-nucleotide messenger RNA. RefSeq names its product mitochondrial import receptor subunit TOM22. Gene Ontology annotation, biological process: intracellular protein transport. Lineage: Eukaryota; Fungi; Ascomycota; Eurotiomycetes; Eurotiales; Aspergillaceae. Gene Ontology annotation, cellular component: mitochondrial outer membrane. The record is from RefSeq and is a predicted model, not a curated record. The coding region runs from base 1 to 465 and encodes 154 amino acids. The transcript is spliced from 3 exons.